Molecule: messenger RNA, 2294 nt
Organism: Ahaetulla prasina
Lineage: Eukaryota; Metazoa; Chordata; Lepidosauria; Squamata; Colubridae
Product: N-acetyllactosaminide beta-1,3-N-acetylglucosaminyltransferase 3-like
Exons: 2
Coding region: 928-1965 (345 amino acids)
Cellular component (GO): membrane
Molecular function (GO): protein N-acetylglucosaminyltransferase activity
Source: RefSeq, a predicted model, not a curated record
CACUUGAACCGGGUGGGUGGGGUGGACUGCAGGCGUGGCUGGCUGGCUAUUCUGGGAGGGGGUCCGUCCAUCUUCAGGUUGGAGUGGUGGAGCACCCGGCUCUCCCUCCUCCUCCUCCUCCUCCUCGAGGCCUCGGCCAGCCAAGCAGGCUGCCCCAUUGCGGGAAGCGGCCCUGAGAGCGACCGGGUGCCUAGGUGCCCAGAUUCUCCUCCUCUUCAUCUUCCUUUCUUCACCUCCUCUCCGUUUUCCUUCUUCGUCUCUUCUUCCACUUUCUCCUUCUUCUCUCCAUCUUCCUCCUUCACCUCCUUCUCCUCCUCUCCAUCUUCCUUUCAUUUCCUCCUCCUCCGACCAUCCCCCCGGCGCUGCCCCCAAACGGCCGGCACUUCCCCGGGUGAGCCACCGGCAGGGCGGGCGGGCAGGCUGGGCUUUGAUAGGGGCUCCCGCUCCUCAGCGAGCCUGAGCUUUGCAGCCGCCCUUCCUGCGGGAGUUGCUCGGUGGGAGAAAGGCGCCGUCUGACUUCCCGACGAGCGCCGGAGCCUCUGCCUGCGAGGCGGGCGGCUUCUCGGGGCGCCCAGAGUCAGACCCCAGCCGGCCUUCCUUUCUGGAGGGCAGCCAGGCGCUGGGAAGGGAGAGGAAAGCUGGAGCCGGUUGAUCAAAGUAGAGCAGCUCCCAGCUUCCUCCUCGGGAGGGGUCGGAGGAAGGCGAAGGAGGCGCUCAGUCUGCCCCACGGCAGCGGGGCACAGAAGCCGCGAGAAAGCCGGGAGGAGGAGGAGGAGGAGGAGGUCCCAGCCAGGGGAAGCACAGGGGCUUCGGAAGAACGGAAAGAGAAGACAAACCAGGGAGGGAGGGAGGGAGCCCCCUAACCUUGCAAGCCCAGUGGGGGCUCUGGGUCUUUCCUCUUUGCUUCGCACAGGUUCCUCUUUGCCCAUGGCUCCCUCCACGCUCCCCCAGGUCACCAGGCGCAGAGCCUGCCAGCUUUGGGGGCUGACACUGGGGAUACUGACCUCCCUCAUCCUAUUCCUGAGCUGGCACAGGGAGCAGCUGGCCCCCAGCCCUGCCCCCACCGACAGACAGACCAUCACCCUGACCGACAGCACCUUCACCUUCUACUUCAACCGGAGCGUCUACGAAGCCCUCUUCCCUCACCUGCAGCUCUACCGCUGCCAGGAGGUGAUAGCCCGGAACAACUUGUGCCAGAGACCCUCCCGGGCGCCCCUGCUGCUCCUGGCCAUCAAAUCCCACCCGGCUUCUGGUGGCAGGAGGGCCACCCUGCGACGCACCUGGGCCCAGACAGCGGAGAUGGGGGGCUUCUGGCUGCAGCCCCUUUUCCUCCUGGGGGCCGCAUCCAACCAGAAGCAGCUGGAGUUGGUGGCGCAGGAGAGCCGCAUGUUUGGCGACAUCCUGAUGUGGGAUUUCAUGGAGUCCCAUCACAACCUGUCCCUCAAGGAGCGCUGCUUCCUCCAGUGGGUGCACGGGCACUGCCAGCGGGCAGCCUUCGUCUUCAAAGGAGACGAUGACCUCUUUGUGAACCCCAAAGUGCUGACCGAUUACCUCCGCCGGACGCCCAACGCCUCCCACUUCAUCCAUGGCAACAUCCAGGUCCACUCGGUGGUCAUGAGGACGGGCAAGUAUGCUGUCUCGCGGGACCUCUACCCCCUGGACCACUACCCUAACUUUGCUUCCGGAGGGGGGUUCAUCAUGUCGCAUCUGGGGCUGGCUGCCCUCUACCGAGCCUCCCUGGAGCUGCCCGUCUUCCCGCUGGACGAUGUCUACCUGGCCUUCCUGGCGCUGGCGGCCAAGAUCCCCCACCGGCAUGAUGAGGCCUUCCGCGUCUGGGGCAUCCCCAAGGAUGAGCUCUCGGCCUACCAGGACUCCAUUUCCAUCCACGGGGUCAGCAUGGAGAGGAUCGAGGAAGUCUGGAAGCAGCUGGAGAGCCUCCGAAAGGACUUCUGGAUCUGGUCUUAAUGCCUGCAGACAGACCAGGCCUCCCACCCGACUGGGGGAUGGAACCGAUUCUCGGUAUGCUCUGGGCCUGAGAAGCACCUUGACCAGAAGGCUGGUCCAAUUCCGGCAUGGCUCUGGGUCACUGCCACAUGAACAGGACAGAAGUGGCCCCAAGACUGCCUCCUCCCACCCACCCCCAGGGAUUAGAAAACACAACAGACAUAAAAACUAGCAAUACUGUCAGACUUGCCCCAACUUAGACUUUUAGGAAAGAAAGACCCUUGACUCCGUUUGAUUGAAGUGUUAAGAGUUUUUUUACUAAAGUCGUUUGCAGCAAAAAUAAAGCUAAA